AUGACAUUCCGCAAAGCCCGUCGCCCAAACAACAACAACCCCCGUCACAACAACAGCAGCAACAACACCCACUACCAACCCUCCGACUACGAAUCCGACAACUACGCCAACUACCUCUCCGACGCCCAACCCUCUCAACAACAAACUGACCAAUACACAGACCAAGACCAAGACCAAGAAUCCAUCCCUCGGCCACCCCUCCGCUCAAACGAAGAACUCAACCUCGCCGUCCUCCGCCGCCACAACCCACACAUGAACUCCAUCAUCUCCCUAGCCCCCUACGCUGUCGUCUACAUCUUCAACCCGGCAUCAAGGCAGUGGGAGAAGAGUGGAGUCGAAGGGACGUUGUUCGUGUGUAACCUGACGCAGGGCGCGCUGGGAGAGGAGCGGUACAGUGCGUUUGUGUUGAAUCGGCGGGGGUUGAACAAUUUUGAUAUCCCGUUGACGGAUGGGGAGAACGUGGAGAUUACGGAGGAAUAUGUGAUUUUGAAGAGUGAUGAGGAGGCGGUUGAUGCGAAUGGGAGGAAUGGUAAUGGGGUCAAACCGGCUGGCGGGAAUGGCGAUGUGCGCAUCUACGGUCUUUGGAUUUACUCCGAACCACCGCCCAACUCAACUGCGCAGACCCGUACUAUCAAUGCUCAGAUGAUUCGUGAAUGUGCUGUGCAUGCUGGACAUAGUCUCCGGAUUGCCCGUGAGCGUCUCGAAGCUUCCCAGCAGAAUGGACUACAUAUGGCCGCUGAAGCGGCGACGACGACGGCCGCGCCGCUCGAGGAGGUGCAGUCGAGCAUUCCGAUGGGGAGACAAGUGUCGUUGAAGGAUCUCUUUGGACAGCAAAGGGCGCAGGAUGAUGGCUGGACGGUUAGAGCGCAUCAGUUUGGUGUGGAAUGGCCACAGCAGCCGCCGCAGCAGGCACCGCCGAUGGGAAUGCCUCCGCCGCAGCCGCAGCAGCAGGACGUGUUGGGAGAUCUUUUCCGAAGAGCAGGAUUGGCGCAUCAGGGUGGUCAGGCAUAUACUUAG
This is a messenger RNA of Aspergillus chevalieri, 1017 nucleotides long. Its product is annotated as Dcp1 family protein. The coding region runs from base 1 to 1017 and encodes 338 amino acids. Gene Ontology annotation, cellular component: P-body. The record is from RefSeq and is a predicted model, not a curated record. Gene Ontology annotation, molecular function: enzyme activator activity; mRNA binding. The transcript has a single exon. NCBI's taxonomy places the organism in Eukaryota, Fungi, Ascomycota, Eurotiomycetes, Eurotiales, Aspergillaceae. Gene Ontology annotation, biological process: positive regulation of catalytic activity; deadenylation-independent decapping of nuclear-transcribed mRNA; deadenylation-dependent decapping of nuclear-transcribed mRNA.